GCACAGGGAAUGACCUAUGUCUGGAUUCUCUCUGUCUCCCAUCCGGCGAUGGGAUGGUGAGUGAGAAUGAGGAGGAGAAACCCCAGCAGGAAGACACUGCGCAAGUAGAACCACAUUGGAUGUUAUCAGGAAGAUCCAAAGGGAAUGUUUCCAGGAGUUGUGCACUCCCAGAAAACACAAAAGCCUGCACAGGGAAUGACCUAUGUCUGGAUUCUCUCUGUCUCCCAUCCGGCGAUGGGAUGGUGAGUGAGAAUGAGGAGGAGAAACCCCAGCAGGAAGACACUGCGCAAGUAGAACCACAUUGGAUGUUAUCAGGAAGAUCCAAAGGGAAUGUUUCCAGGAGUUGUGCACUCCCAGAAAACACAAAAGCCUGUGAGACUCAGCAGAGGCCAGAGGAAAACUGCAGUAGCCACUCAGACCUUAUUCCAUGCAACAGAAUCAACUUGGAAGAGACAUGCCACAUGUGCCAUGAGUGUGGGAAAAGCUUCAAUCGGCGCUCACACCUUAUGCAACAUCAGAGAAUCCACACUGGAGAGAAGCCGUUCACGUGCCCUGAGUGCGGGAAAAGCUUCAAUCUGCGCUCUCACCUUAUCAGACAUGAGAGAAUCCACACAGGGGAGACGCCCUACAUGUGCCCUGAGUGCGGGAAAAGCUUUAAUCUGCGCUCUCACCUUAUCAGACAUGGGAGAAUCCACACAGGGGAGACACCCUACAUAUGCCCUGAGUGUGGGAAAAGCUUCAAUCGGAGCUCAGACCUUAUCAAACAUGAGAGAAUCCACACAGGGGAGACGCCCUACACGUGCCCUGCGUGCGGGAAAAGCUUCAAUCGGAGCUCUCACCUUAUCAGACAUGAGAGAAUCCACACAGGGGAGACGCCCUACACGUGUUCUGAGUGCGGGAACAGCUUCAUUCAGCGCUCAGAUCUUAUCAAACAUCAGAGAAUCCACACAGGAGAGAAGCCCUACACAUGCUCUGAAUGUGGGAAAAGCUUCAAUUACGGCUCAAGCCAUAUUAGACAUCGCAAAAUCCACACGAGAGUGAACUGUUAUAAAUCCCUUGACUAGGGCUGGCCAAAGUUGUUUGUUUGUUUGUUUUGUUUGUUUGUUUAAAAUCACAUUUGCUAAUUCCCACAUGGUGCAAAAAUCACUGUCUUCACCGUGGUCUCUCAGCUCCACCAGAUCAGUUGCCUGCUUCUCCGUUUUGCAGCUUGGGGUCAGUCCUGUGAUCUUUUCUAUCAACUCCUUUUCUUUUGAGUCAUAGGAGCGUGUGUCCCUCCUGCCAGGAAUGUUCAUCAGCUCCAGAUGUGGGGGAGACAGGUUGAUCCCAACAAGGUACACUGAGGCAAAAACUACCUGUGCCUUCCAUCCACUAGGAUUGUAUAUGUCAUUGGCUGCUCAAGUUAGUGAUCUUAAUGUAAAAAGUUGUAGUGC
Molecule: messenger RNA, 1430 nt
Organism: Chelonoidis abingdonii (Abingdon island giant tortoise)
Lineage: Eukaryota; Metazoa; Chordata; Testudines; Testudinidae
Source: RefSeq, a predicted model, not a curated record